AUGCGGCUCGUCGAGGGCGAGGACGAUGGUGAAGAACCUGCUGCCGCAGGCGCAACGCGUGUCGUCCCCGUGGAGAUACGGUGCUGGCUUACGAUGUCGCAGCUUGCUGACCUGAAGUCGCGCUUGGGCAUCGCGUGCGGCAAGGCUGUGGACCUGGCCGUUAGGCAAGGCUUCGCUGGCUCCGUGGCUGGGGAUGAUGCCCUGGGACUGCUGGAGCAGCUUUCAGGUUUCCCGCAGGCCACCCCAGGUCCGCGUAGCUGGCGUGGGCUUAAGAUUAGCUUACAUAGUUUUCCGCCGACGAAGGUCCCUACGCGUGCAAGGGAGAGCAUCGCGGACAUCCUAGGGGUGUCUGCCGUUGCUGCUACUGCUGGCAUGGACAAGCACAUGCACGAGUACCUCUACCAGUUGACUUCGGCACACUUGCGCUGCAAAGACACCCGCGGCCGCAGCGACUUGGCUCGCGAAGCGCCGCGUCGGGUGCUCGAGGAACGCGCCGAGACGGCGGAGCUCGUCGAUGUCCUUGUAGCUGAUCUCCUGCACGAUGUAGUCGCGGAUGUCGACGUUGCGGGCUCCCAUCGGGGCCUCCUUACGACCCCCUCCAUACGCCCGCAUGCGGCGGGGGAGCAGAUGACCCAAUUCCCCCAGCGUCAUCCCCUAGGAUAUGGAUCCCCCCGUAUCCUCCUCCUCCUUAACCUAGCCUAUAACGCCAGUGCUGUGGGGGGAAUGGAUGUUCAACAGGGGGAUAAUUUAAGGCCAGCGGCCGAAGCGAUGCGCGCGCCCGUACCCCAGCUUUGUUCGCUGCCUGAUCGGAGACGUCGCUUGGAAGAACUGCGUUUAGCCAAGCUGUGGGAUCGGGGUAAGCACUCCGAGGACAUCGAGGCACUAAGGGCCGCGGCAAACGGUGGCCAUCGGCUAGCCCAGUGCACGCUGGGAUCAAUGCACGAAACUGGGACGACUGAGGUGGUGCAAGACUGGGUGCAGAUGAUCGAAUUAUACACGGCAGCAGCAGAGCGGCGCGUGGAGGGUUUAGUCUUUUUUGGAGAGGGCGUGGCGGACGCCCAAUUCAGGUUGGGGAGAUGUUUUGCUGAGGGACGUGGUGUGCGGCGAGACAGGGAGAUGGCGACACUCUGGCUCUGGCGCGCGGCACGACAGAAACACGAACGCGCUACUCUAUACCUCGCAGAAUUCCAGCAACGAGCUCAUCCACUCUACUCUUUCAAAAAGUUCUUCAGUGUUUCCACUUGGGUUGAAAGGCAACCAAAGAAAACGGUAACGGCCAUUAACAACAACGUCAACGGCAAUAAAAAUGAUGAUCAGACCCAGAAUGAUCACAAUCAUAGUAUGAACAAUGAGGUUGGGAACUACAUAGACAACAAAAAUGACCAAAUUGCACAAGGCUCUUUAUCAGAGUGCGUUGCAAUCCAGAAGGCGGCAGGUGCGCAUGUGACUACUUUAGAAUUGGAGGCACGUGCUCAAGCGCGGGCCGAACGGCUCUGUCGACGAACAAAUGCAAUCAAGCUUCAAGAUCAACUCGUCGACGUGACGUUUCAUGACAGUACGCUAGGAUUAUCUCUGGUGCUGGCCACAGAGCAUUGCACCAAACGCAAAAUGAUCAUUGUAGCAGAGAUUCGAGCUGGUUCACCUGCGGACGGCCUCCUUGAAGUUCAGGACGAGCUUGUUGCCAUUGGGGAUGAUUUUGAGUUGCCAAAUCAUCUUCUUAUCUUUGAUGAAAUUGGCAAAUUCAUCUACCGCCAACCAAGGCCCUUGGUGCUCACAUUUGGACGAAUUCACAAACACCGACCUGCGCCCAUUGAAAGGCCCGCGGUCUACCUCGCACCCGACCAGCCCGACGGGCAUUAA
Aureococcus anophagefferens is the source of this 1860-nucleotide messenger RNA. RefSeq lists its product as hypothetical. The record is from RefSeq and is a predicted model, not a curated record. Bases 1 to 1860 code for a protein of 619 amino acids. The transcript is spliced from 5 exons. Gene Ontology annotation, molecular function: protein binding. Lineage: Eukaryota; Pelagophyceae; Pelagomonadales; Pelagomonadaceae.